Messenger RNA from Guillardia theta CCMP2712, 696 nucleotides. RefSeq lists its product as hypothetical. Lineage: Eukaryota; Cryptophyceae; Pyrenomonadales; Geminigeraceae. The annotation marks the transcript as partial. Gene Ontology annotation, cellular component: cytosol. The record is from RefSeq and is a predicted model, not a curated record. Gene Ontology annotation, biological process: glycolytic process; gluconeogenesis; glycerol catabolic process. The transcript is spliced from 14 exons. Gene Ontology annotation, molecular function: triose-phosphate isomerase activity.
AGGUUCCUUGCAUGUGCGAGAUGCGCUCGUUGAUCCUGCUCAUGGCUGUCUGCAGCCUUCAAGCUGCCGCAGCGUUUCAGCUUCCUUCACGUUUGAGUCUCCGUACGCAGCGGCAAGCGUCGAAGCAGAACAUCUGCAUGACAUCUCGCCGUCCCUUCAUCGCGGGCAACUGGAAAAUGAACCCUGAGAGCAUCGAGGAGGCGGCCAAGUUGGCUGCAGGCGUUGUGGAGGGAAGCAAAGGAAGCAAGCCCCAGGUCGCCAUCUUCGUUCCCCACGCCUAUCUCUACACGGUCGGGGACACGGUCAAAGGGUCGGACGUGGAGCUCGGAGCUCAGAGCGUCUACUACGAGGAGAAGGGCGCGUUCACUGGCGCCGUUUCCGUCGCGAUGGUGAAGUCCAUGGGAUGCAAGCACGUGCUGUGCGGACAUAGCGAGCGGCGAACGAUCUUCAAGAACAGCGACGAAGACGUGAAUCGCAAGGUCAAGAAGGUUCUUGCGGAGGGUCUUGACCCCUUGCUGUGCAUCGGAGAGUCGAAGACGGAGUACCUCGGGAAACUCAACAAGGCGAUCUGUGCUGCCCAGCUGAGCAAGGGACUUGCUGGUGUGGCGAAAGAGGACAUGAAACGCGUCACUAUCGCUUACGAGCCCGUCUGGGCCAUCGGGACUGGAUUGACCUGCGAUCCCGAGACGGCACAGG